AUGCGGAACCGUCUUCCCGCUCUUUCGCCCAUUGUUCCACCGGUUCCGGAUGUUUUACCUGUCGCAACAACAUCCCUCACAACGCAACUUAAUUUUUCUUUUUCGCGGUAUUUGCCAAUUUGGCCAUACUUCUCCCUCACUUCAACGCAGCACCUGACGCGUAAGUUCUGGAUCUUUUUAAUGAGCUUCAUUUUUAUUCUUGAAUGUUCGGUAAAAAGCCAGUUCUGCUGUAAAGGUAUUGAAUUGGCUUUAAAUUAUAUUUUUCCUGUAUUUAUUCGUAUUUUUCUUCAUACUUUGUCCUCUAACAUGUCUUUAUAUAACCAGUUCGCUUUUCUUACUUUAUACGAAUUAACUUUCAUCUACCAUUUUUUUUAACACCGUCUUCGAAAAGCAUAUUUUUCAAAGAGCACAUUUUUUCUUAAAAGCAUUUUUUUUCCACUGUGCAUCUGUUCUGCAAUUUCUUUGCGACUUUAAAUUAGCUACAGAAGGUUUUUUUCAAGUCCAAAUCUUACAAAGUAUAGUCAAAACAGAAAAAGAUGAGAAAACUUCCAUUUCCGCGUUGUUUCUGAAGAGAAUUUUUUUCCCGAUGUCUGUAUUUAUGUACAUUGUAUUUCCCACUGAUGCUCAAGUUUCACUGCUUGAAAAGCCCCUCUUCUGUCGUCGUUUAUUGUCUUCCUCUCGGCCACUCAACUCCCCAAUCAACCUUGAGUUCUUUUCGGAAGCCGCUCGAACUUUGAUGUUCAAGAGAUUUCAGGACGAAUGAAAUACAAAAAGAAGACGAAAUGACGACUUCCACCAAAAUGACUGGUCGAAAAAUUCUUCGCCGUUUUUCUUCCAGCAUUUCGGGUACGUUUUUGUUAUGGAUACAUUUAUUUAAACUUCUUAUACUUAUUUUAAACAUCGCUUUUAUUCUACAAAGAGGCAUAAAAAAAUUUAUUUUUUUCUUAUUAUUCUUUUUGAUUUUUUUACAAAGUUCUACAAUGUUAUUUUAUACAAUCUUCUUCUGAGAUGGCAAACUUAUCGAUCUCUUAAAAAUAUGCUAAAACUCUCUACAUAUAAAGCAUCAUGUGUACACGUUCCGACAAAGGCAAACACUUGAGUGGUUCGACGUUUUAUGGUUAACAUGAACCAUCUUGAAGUUUAGUCGGGAACUGCUUCCAAUAGGAAAUAACGAAAAGGAAAAAUGCUUUUCCAAAAAAUGAUUGUUUCAGAUCUUCUGAGCCUACAGAAGCGCGAAGUCACUGGCGAUUUGGAAUGGUAGCGGAUUCAUUUUUUCUCAAAAACUAUUUAUUUUUUCAGUUCAACAUCACUUCAUUCCGCUGUACAAAUGGGGAACUCGGUGAUGGUGGCUGACAUCCUCGCAGCAAAGACCGUUUGGGUUGACGAAGAGGACAACAAAGGUCAGGAUGAAAGAAGAUUUUGACAUCUGAAGGAUCAGCGCUUUGCGCCGCGCAUUGUUUUUGAACUUACUAUACGUCUAAAUACAAAUUGAGCCGUUUGCUUCAAUAUUUUUAAUGUGAUUGCGGAAGUCGUUUUUGGUCGGGUGCGUUGGAAAAAGAGGGCACUAUGCAUUCGGCCGUCGUAGUAUGACUUCAAGCUGACUUCAAAAUUAAAGAGUGAAGAUUUUUCUGAUGAUGUAAUGAAUAAUUUUUUCUAUCUUCACUACAAAUUCCGAGUUUUUUUUUGGUUAUAGCUGCUCCUAAAAAAAAUGGAAAAGCGUUUUAUUAGGAAAAUUGACCUUUUGAUAGUAUUGCCCCUAUCAAGGAAGCAGAAAAGCCUUUUUCUAUGCACCAAAAACGACAAGAAACUGAAUUUUCUCUACUUUAAUCGUUCGAAAUAUCAUUUUCAGGAAAAACAGCCCUUCAUUACGCGAUGGAGCAAAGUUGUUCGGAUAUAGCCGCCUCACUUCUGAAAGGCGGUGCAAACGUUGAUUGUGUCGAUUACGAAGGUGUCUCUCCUUGUCAUAUAGCGUGCAAAGAAGGAAUGCUGGAUAAUGUAAUUGUCUUUAAGGAUAAAGAAAAACCGAGAAAAUACUUCAGUUUGAUCUUCUGUUCUAUCGCCACGCCGACAUUUGUGCGAUCGACAAAUCUGGGAAGACGCCUUUCGAUUUGGCUUGCGAGUACGGACAAGAAAAGGUUUCAUUUUGAAGGGCAAUCUCGUUUUUGAAAAAUACCUUUUUUGAUUAGGGCAUUUUUUCUCGAAUGUGUCUCUUUCAGAUGCUUGAGAAGCUGAUCGCAAGUUGUAAUCCACGGGAAACUUUGAUAAAGUCAGGAGAGACUCACACGGCGUCGGCAUUACAUUUGGCUGCGAAAAAUGGACAUGUUCAUGUGAGUGAAUCAAAAAAACUUAGAAAGCCUUUUUCAACAAAUAUUUAGCUACUACUGACCAUUUUUGAAAAGGUCAAAGAAGGUUGAGAUCAAAGUUUAGCUCUGAUUUUUUUGACGAAAAAGUUCCUCAUGAUAGUUUUUGAAUAUUCAGAAGUUUCUGCCUGUGUCUUGCGGAAUAUAUUUUGUAUCCAUCUUCUCUUUAAAAACUUAUAGUUUUUCUGGAGCUUCAGCACUUUUCUGAAAUCGUUCACUCUUCCCAAAAGUUUGAACAAAAAUAUCUGUGUUUUUAUUCGGCUUCAAAAAGGUAUAGUUGAUGUAUUUAUAGAAACCAUUGACUUGAAAAAAACAGUUGAUUUUUCUUCAUUUUUCAUUUUUUUCAGAUUGUUUCUCGUCUUUUGCAUUACGGCUGGUACAUCGAUAGAGUAACAUCUAUGGGAUCCGCUUUACAUGCGGCUGCUGGAAAUGGAAAAGCUCAAGUUGUCCGAUUCUUGAUUUACGUAUGUUUUUGAUUGAGUUUUUCUGGAAAAAAAUAUUCGAGAGAGAAGGUGAUUCAAAAGUUUGUAAUGGAUUCAGAAAAAUUCGCAAUUUUUUAAACUCCAAAUUCAAUUAAUUUUCUCUGGAGUUCUGCACUUGAGCGCUUUCAAUAUGAAACAUGUAUGCUUAAUGAAAAUAAGUUCAUGGUUUUAGAAUGUAAAGAACCUCAAAAUGUUCAGUGAAAUUUUUCUUGGAGGUUUUGGAAACCAUCUGAAGUUGCAAGCCUUUUGUGGCCAUCUGAAAAGUCUAUUAAUUCAGGCGGGCAUAAACACUUCGUUGCCUAACUCGGCUGGGAACACCGCCUAUGAAUACGCCAAAAAGCAAGCGACUCGGAAUCCGAUCACGUUCAAAGAGAUUCGCUUCCUACUCAAAGGUUCUUCUGCUUUUUGAACGGCGUUUCAUCAUCUUUACGCUGCGAUUAAUCAGCCGGCACUAUGAAACGAUGCAUCAAAAUAAUCCAGUGAUCAAUCCCCCCAGUCGAAUUUGUGACAUAUGUGCUGCAAGUGCGAAGGAAUCUCGGUUCCAAUCCGAUCCAGUUAAGACGCGUGCCAUGUGCAGAGUAGGAACGAAUUACAACACGGUCUCAAUCUCAUCGGGUGGAGUGGCGCGUGAACGGCGCCACUGUGCGGCUAACCCGGUUUUCUAUGUUUUUUCGCAUUAAGAUAACUGAGAUUUCCGUUUUGAAUUUGGGGAGUUAUUAACUUAUUAUUACUGUUUCUGUUUUUUCAGAGAUUCCAAUCCACGAAAAGUUGUUUAAAAAGUUUAGCAUCUCCAAAGAAAAUCACAAAAAUCGUUAAAAAAAUAUUUCUGCUGUGAAAAUGAUUUCAUACAACUCUGUCAACCAUAGGAAACAGCGAUAAAUCAAUGUCUAAAUUUAUUUUUUGAUCAGAUGGUUUUCAAACCAUACGUGAGAUACGCCAAAAGAGGAAUUUGAACUUUGACGAAGAAUGCGUUUUUUUUUGUCUGGACUGGCUGACUCAAGUCUUACCAUUUUUCCUCUCCUUGUUCUUCCUUUUUUUGAAUUUUUCGUCUUUCUUGUGAAACAAAAAAACUUCUUUUUGCUACUUUAUAUUCAAUUUCAUAUGAAACGAUUUCCGGUUUCAUUUCAGGGCUAUUUUUUUCAAAUGAAAUCUCGCUUUAGAAGAGGUCCAUAGAAAAGAAAUAUUUUUUUCAGUUUCAAAAAUGAGGAUUUUCAUGAUUUCGAUGGGAAAUUUUUCCACGGCUGCUACAAUUUUUUUCCUUUUUCGCAAAAAGUUUCUUAUUUAGAAUAUUUUCAAGACUAAAAAAUUAUACUAUCAUUUUUCAAGUUGUAUUUCAUAUAAACGCUGUCAUGCUUCACUGAAAUGCUUAGAAUAACCAUGCCUGCCAAUCCGGUUUUGCAGCCCCUGCCUCCGUCUUUGUUAGGGUCGAAAGAGUCGUAUAUCAUAUACGGUGAUUAUCGCCAGGUUUAAUAGGCCUCGUUCAAUCGUUAGUAACGGCUGGAAAUAGGGUAAUUAUUUUGCACUAACCAUUAUCACAGAGGUCAGAGGCGUUGCUCAUGUCCCCCAUGUGAUAACCUUCUAUCUUGAGAAGUUAUUGAAUAUCAACUUUUAUUAAUAAAUCAAUUUUUUUAUGUCAUUUUGACGGUUUUCUCGACAUUACUCCCCGAUUCCGAGUUUACGUGAGCCACUUUUUGUUGGAUGGAUAAAAAAACGCUCGCUUGCUGUGACGAAAAAAAUUUCAAAGUUGAGUAAUUUUUUUCCGAGUUACGAAGACUAAAAUAAUCGAUUUUUCUCGAUUUUAAAAAUAAGAUACAGUUAACAUAGAAGAAAAUGUCCCUAACCAUUAAUUUUUGGUACCCGUUUUCUAUCAUCUGAAACUUUUGAAAUUUUUAAAAAUUUUCAUUUAAACAUCGAAGAGCGGGGUGAAAAAACAUUCAGUACAAAAAUAAGCCACGCCCACUUUGCAUUUUAUUUCUCAGCUUUGUAGCAUUGAACUGUUUCAUCAAAUUCAUCUACACUUUUGAAAGAUUAUCUCAGCGAAAGAAAGGUGUUACAAUCUAGAAUUUAAAAAAACGCAUUGUCAGACUUUUCUGAACAUCUUCAUUAAACACUUUUUGCGUAAAAGUUGGGAAUCUUUUUCCGAAAAAAUUCCAACAGAUUACAAGUUGAUUGAGUAAGUUUCAGAACUCUUAAUCUUUCGAGAGACACAAACUUUUCGAUCUCGAAAACCAGGUCGUCGAAAUGCGGCAGGCAUCUGACUGUCAGAGUAGAUCAGAUUGCGGUUGCACGGCACAUCGAUCUCGCUCACGGUCACUUUUUUCCGUCAAUCCUGCGGCCCAUCCAUUCCAUGUUGCGUCCAUUUACGCUAAGUUGCCUGUCCUUGCACCUCCGCGUUUCCUCCGUUGUCUUCCGUGCGGUUAUCAGCAAUUCCGCCCAUUGCACCUUUACUUCGUUUCUUAUUACUGUUCAUAUUUACGGGUUCGUUAAAGUGUUUCUUUCGUUUGAAUGGUGUUAUACUUCGUUUUAAUCUUCGUUGAAUGCUAAAAACAUAAUGAGUUCUUUUUAAAUGAGAAAAAGGCUCUGAUUUGUGAUUAUCAGCUUGAUUUCCGUCAUUACUAUUAGCUGAUUCACGGCUGGCUUGAGCCAUCGAUAAAUGGGUCCUGACACGGAAAGAAAAAAGACAUUGUCUGGCUGGUGGAGAACGCAGACAGGCCGCGCUCCCAAGCUAGCUGUGAAUUGAAUAUAGAAAAAAGUAUGACAGUAUGGGUUUAUUGUUAGAAUGCAAUAGAAAAUCAAACCAACUGCAGAAAAUGUCUUUACUGAUACAAUCAGAAUAAGAUUGUGGAACCAAAAAUAUCUUAUAUUUUAUUCCAUUCGAGCCAGUUCGAUUUCAAGAUCACAAUUAAAUCCCCACUUGCUUUUUUUAAACUUUUUGCAAAUUUUUUUGAUUUUUUUACCACUCAAUGAGAAAAAAAUCAUUUUCGAUAUUUUUACAAUUUUUUUAUCAUCUUAUCAGUGUAUCUUUCGAUUAAAUUUUUUUACAUAGUUUUUUUCUGAGAAGAUUUACGAUGAAUUUCUUCGGAAAGCCCAAGAGAAGUUCAAUCACGGGCAAAGUCCAAAAGCUCACAAAAAGGACUUUUUGAAAAAAAGGCCUCAAAAGCUUUUUUUUUCUAGAUUUUUUUCCAGAGAAGGACCUUUGGUGGAGUGGAAAAACGGGAUUUCGAAAAAUUUUUGACACCUCUUUAGGGAACUCAAAAAGGAGCUUUAAGUCCUUUUUUAACGCCUUUUCGAGGUCGUUCGGCCUUUGCCACUGAUUGUACUUUGUUAGCGAUAGAUUACUGUUUUGAAAGCGCUUGAAAAAGAAUUUGCACAUCCUCGACCUCAAACUCAACCUCAACGCGAUCAUCUCGGCAGCCUCAUUAAUUUGCGCUAAACGAGAGCUUAUCGCGCGACAAACUCGAAUCCACCCUCAUCGGCCAGAUUUCCGCAGUGCAUUUUCAGCCGUUUUCUGGCACUCAAGCGUCCUCAUUGUCUUGUUCCGCAUAUUGGCGCUCCCACGGCUCGACGCGUGCCAACUCUUCCGGUCCCCACUAUUUCCCGCCAAUCGUCGCUUAUGUGUUUAUUUUGAGUGAGAUCCAAGCAGUCGCAUCCUCACUUUCAUCUUUUUUUCUGCGUUUUGGUGAAUCACUGGGUGCUUUUUGCAGCUUUGAGGCUGGACUGGAGUUAGUUUUUAGAAAUAUCUUCAAGAUUUACUCUGAAUUAUUUUCAAAGUUCUCUUGUUUUUUUUAUUUCAGUAAAUGGCAGUAGAUAUUUUGAAUGGAUUUCCAGUUUUAUUAAAAAGUUGACAUUUUUCGAAUUUUCAAAAAAAAAAAUGCUAUAUUGAUCGUUUUAUCAAGUUUUAAAAUUUUUUCAAUUGAAGGUUAUGUGAAAAAAGUUAGACCGUUUUUAUCCUCACCUCAAUGAAGCGAAAAAUUUUUCAAGAGCCCAAAAAAAAAGUUGGAUUCAUAAGGCGUCUUUAGAAUUGAGAAAAUACCGAUGAUUUUCUCAGAAAUAAGGAAACUCAUAAAAUUCAAGAAUUUUUUUUCGAUCAAACGGUGUAUAUAUCAAUUCGAAUUCCUGAAUUCUAAAACCCUCAUCUCCCCCUCCAAUUCAACUUCUGAUAGUAUCAAACCUCCCACCCUCCCCCUCCCCCAAUCUAAGCCCCCUGUCAAAAUUUUUUCCAGCAUUUCCUGAUUUAUUCACGAAAGUUGCUUCUUUUAAGAAAGAAACACUCAAAAAGAUUUUUGAAAAAAAGCGCAGUACAAGGCUUCUCACAACGGAGUUCAAAAGCCAGCAGUAACGAGAACGGAUAUGGUCAAGUGUUCCGUUUUCUGCUCGCGACUCCUAAAUCAUCUCUGAUUGAACCCGUUCCCAUUUGUUGUCCGGAAGCUCCGACUUUUCUGAGCCGCCGUGUGGACUCAAAAAGGAUCUCAGAUAGUUUUUUCUUCGCUUUUUGCUUCUCGUAACGCAAAAAUGUCAUGCUCGAUCAUAUCGCCCACGACGUUAACUGCCCCCAUCGACGUCCGAUUCCUAUGUGGAACUGGUUCUUUCAGCACGCCCACGUGAUAUCUCCUGCCUGCCGUGUUUUAUGCAAAUUCGAUGUGGCACAAAAUGGCUUCAGCCGCUGUUUCUAAGGGGAUUUUAGUUGGUGUCGGUCGGGUCUUAAGCUUCUCAUUUGCGACGCCAUGAUUAUUUUAUAGGAUUAAUGUGUGAGAAUUUGGUUUUUUUCCCAGAUUUUUUAGCUUUCAUAUGACUUUUCGGCUCACGCCUUGAAAAAGUGCGGAGCUAUGGAUAGAUAAACUUUUUUCCAAAAAAUCAAUUACGAUAUAGCAAAUUAAUUUUCUCUCAUAUCUGAAGCUUUUUAUCGAGAUUUAUUUUUAGAAGACGUAGAAGAAAAAAUCUUUUCCCCAACAGAGUUGAGCUUUAUGAGAUUACAAAAAGAGUUGAGGAAAAUAGAAAAAAAAAUUGUCAGAUUCUCAGAGACUAAGUUUUUCUUCUUUUAAGGCUCGAUCUGAACUUAUUUUCACUUUAAUGCACUAAGAAAUAAAUAUAGUUUUUUUGAGGAUUGUAGACUCCUCCACUAAUUUUUGUGCUGAAAUUGGUCUAAAAAGUAUUUUUUGAAAAUUUUAAAGGUACAGCACUCGAUUUAAAAAUUGACAAAUCGGCUUAAUUUUCAUGAGGUGGUUUAGUUUCAUGAUUUUUUUAAAUUCUCAAAUAUCAUAAAAAAAUCAUUUUUUUCAAUCGAAAGAUGAAUGGAACCCCAUGAUCAAUCAAUCAAUCAGUAAAAAUUGAUCUAAAACUCGAUAAAAAUUUUUUUCCAAAAUACGAUUUUUACGUAGCAAAGCAGCUGGAUCUCUUUCGUUUUGCGAUUAUGCAUCACUUCCGUUCUGGUACCACUUCCUCUACGUUUUACAAUAGCGGUGGGUGAAGUGCAUCUCGAGAAGCGAUGCAUGACGGGAGGUCAGCCGGACAAAUGAGGGCCCUAACAGAAUACUCCCUUCCUAUAUGGUUCUAGUGGCGCCUGCGCAAAUAGUUAGGAGGUUUCACACCUACCGGUCUUUCGGCCUUGUCAUUGCGCCAUCCGUCCUGUUUUGCGUAAUAUUUUGUUGACUUUUUGGAACUAGCUUUUUCCAGUUCUUUUUCUUUUUUUUUUAGAAUGAUCGAACUAUUGAGAUAAAAAUAUAUUAUUUUGGAAGAGACAUCGAAUUCUUUAAAAUCUCUUUCUCUAGGAGUCGAAAGCGUAUUAUGGUUUCAUCGCUUAAGUAUUUGAAAAAUCACUAAUUUUUUAAAAAGUCAAAAAGCGAUCCAAAGUUCAUUUUCAAACCAAGUAAAACUGGCGUCUGGAUUUCCGGCUUUUUAAGGCUUAAAACUGUUUCUUGAGUCUAUAAAACUUUAUAAAUUGUUAGGUUCUCCAUACUUUUUUUUCUGAAUCGUCCUUUUCGAAAUUCAAUGAACACAUUUUUCCUUCAUCAUUGAUUUUUUGAAGCAAUAGAAAUCGAAUUUAAUUUCCUUUUACAGAGAAAAAACCUUUUCAUUAAAUUCAAGAAUAAAAGUCCAAAAAAUCGAAAACUUUUCAUAGAAACUCGAGUUUUGAUAAGUUGGUCUACCAAGCCGUUUACCCUUACUGAAUGAGUUACGCCCUGGUCAUUCCCCUUCUAUGGUCCUAACCAAGCCUAUUCCAACUUGCAUUCACCUUACAAUAAUAUCGGUUCUCUCACAACAAUCUUUUUCCCAUGACUCAGAAUAUUUUUUUACUGGAAGGCUGAGCUUCAGCGUUAAUUGAGGGUCUUUUAGAUCGAUGAUGGUCAUUUUUGGUGCUUUUCUAAUCCUUCUGUGUCCAACGGAUUAGAAGCGCAUCUCGGCGCAUGUUUGUGUGGGUCAGGCUGUUGACCAACGGGAACGCCUUUGUUUUGGCCCUUUGAUUUUUUAUCUUGAAAAAAUUCGGAUCGCUUUCAUGGUGAUGGCGUGCUUUUUUUUGAUGGAAAUUAAAUUUUUUGGACUUUUUUCGCUUUUAUUUUUAGGUGAUUCCGUUGAAAAUUCGACACCUUUCUGAUUUGAAAUUGAUCUUCCAUUUUUUUUUUAGGUCCAUCAUAGGUUAUUUUUUGGAUGACUAUGGUUUUUCUUUUCGAAAUCCGAAAGAUCUGCAAAUUUUUGCAGCUGAGGAAAAAAAAAACAUUGCGCAACUUGGUCCACUGCACACGUGCAAUUUUUUUCUCAUAAGGGAUUCUCCAGAAUGUGUUACGCAAUUCUUAAAACAGCCCGGUUUUUUGGGUUCAGAUACUGAGAAAAAAAUGUUCCGUUUCUUGUUUUACUGUGAAAGAACGCUCGGUUCAAGAAUAUAGCUUUUUUAAUUUUUCUGGCGGAAAUAUUCCAAUUAUUAAAACUGACAACAAUACCUUUUGAUAUGAAGAAGUUCCCAGAAUGAUUUUUUGUAACGUUUCGUUUGCAAUAAAAAACUUUUUCGAGGCUUUUUUUAGCAGCUCCUGCUUAAUCCUAUUUUUUGUUUUUAAUCAUACUUUUUUCAAAGUUGGUGUCUUAGUUACAAGUGAUUGGCUCUGAAAUCAUCAAAUUGAGCUUUUUUGGGGUUGCAACCAACUAAACUUCAAAAUUUCACGGAUAAAAAGCAUUACUAAGCCAAAAAGAUUGAAUGCCUAAAUUAAAGCUUUCAAAUAAAAAGACACAAAUGUUUCAAUAAUCUCAAUAUGCCAUCUUCAAGCUCAUUUUUGACCACUUUUCUAACUUUCCCUAAUAAUGAAAAAUGUCCUGAGUUGGUUAUAUUACAGUAGUUGACAAAUAUGUAUAGAUGAAAACCUUCUCAAAACAAGGUACGCUUCUUGAUUUACGCAGUUUUCGUUUGGCAGUUAUUUAUGUUGAGCCCACUUUCGGUGCGAGAAACCUUUGGAAACGAUGGCAAUUUGCAGGGAGCAAGAGCUUCGUGCAUGCCAAGGCGAUCCGCGAGCACUGCGGCGUGAAGGCGGACGAGCUCUCAUUCUCCGUCGGCGAUUAUAUCUGGGUAUGUUUUCAUUUCUCUCUUCUAAUUUAAAUUCUUCCAAUUUUUUUGCUUGCAGAAGGUUUAGCGUUGAUUCUUGAAAUCCUCUCAAAGUUGGCAAAAAGAAUUUUUUUAUUCCGUUUUGAAAAUCUCAAUUCGAAAUGAAUCUUGAACAAAGUUUCUGAAGUUGUCUAACGGAAAGAAAAAAAUUCCGGAAAUCAUCUUUGUCUAGCUUCAAAAAAAGGCAUAUAUGAUAAUAAACAAAAAAAUCAUGAUUUUUUUCGAACUUUUCUCUUUCUUUUCCCCUGUAAAAGCGAUUGCUGUCCAUUCCCACAUACAAAUUAGAUUAUAAUUGAAGAAUGGGAAAGAGUCAUGACUUUUUUUCGCUCUAUGGCCGUCAAUAUAAAAAAAGACAUAAGCUCCCUGAUAUUUCACUUUUCUCUAUCCAAGGAACAGAACUUUUUCUGAGGUCUACCACAAAAUGGUAUGUUUGGACGAUAUCUCUAUAUCUUUACCUUUACAGCCGAGUUUGUUAUGAUAUUAGUUUUUUUGAGCUUUUUUUCAUUUUUUUAAAUUUGAUAAAAAAACCGAAAUAUUAUUGCAAUCCCCAGUUUUGAAUUUUUUGUAUUUUUAAAGCCUUUCACAGUUUUUAUUUCAAUUUUUGUUCAAGAAAUCAAUCCGUUUUAUUGAUCAAAAACGUUUCUUCUUGAAAAAUUUUAUCACCAAUAAUGUUUAAGAAUCGUCAUAAAAUGAAAAAAGCUAUAAGCCGAUGGAAAUGGUUUUCUAUUCUUGCCCAAUCGUAGAAGUUCACGGUUGGCCGCUCGCUUUUCGAACCGGAAAGAAAGGGUCGCCCGUUUCAGAUUUUUAUUCAGCUUUUUUUUCCUGAGGUAUUCGUGAAUUUCACUCCGAGUUCCAUUUUUGAGUUUGAAGAACAAGUCGAAAAACUCAUAUUUCCAAAAAAAAUUUUUUGUUUCAUAUAUUAUUCGUCACAAAUUAAAACGAUUAGUCGUGUCUUUUUUGUAAUGAUGUGGUGUUAACGUUUUUUUUUAUUAGUUUCAUGCUCUAAAAAAUUUCAAAAAGUGGCGGUUUUGGUGCAAUUUUUUUCACACCCUAGAACACUUCGGACCUUUUUUGAGCGUUCCACAACAAUUUUUCAGACCUUCAUGGCCUUUUCUGUUUACAUACGUGUUUUACAAUGAGCAAGGUUGAUAUGAAACUGAUAUCAAGCCAUCUAGCAAACGUCAAUAACUUUCCGCUUAAUGAGAAAAAAGUGAUCAAACAGAACUGUCAGUUCGCUCUUUCCCAGGUUCCAAUCACUUUGCGUAGACCUACUGGCUUUGAUCAUAUCGUUUCCAAUUUUAUUGACUUUGAAAUGUGUGAACACUGGCGGAAGUGGCCAAACAGCGACUGGAACAGCAAACGGCUGGGGUUAGCGAACGGGAACGAGGCGCAGAAAAAACAAAAAAAAAAUGGAAAAGCGAAGAAAAUCCGCAAUCAGUGAGUACUCUUCAGGUGGUGGAGCGACCGGGCGAAGGCCGUUGGAAGGGAAUCGUUUUCGGACAGAAAGGCAACUCUCGCUGUGGUUGGUUCCAAGCUAACACGGUCGACAUCGUCGACCCACCGGACAGACGUCAGUUUUUUUUUUCAAUUAAAAAAAGUCAGAUUAUUGCAAAUCUCUGAAAGUCAGUUACCUGUUUUUCGAUGAAGAUUUGAAUGGUUUUUUUGAUAGACUUCUAAUUAAUUAUUUUUUUGAAGCAACUCAUGGGUUACUUAUUGAUUUUUAUGUUAUCAUUGAAAAUCAAUUGUAUUUUUGAACUUGAAUUUAAUAAAUUAGGGGCAAAGGAAGUUUGACAAAACCUCAAAAAUUUUUGAAGUGAAGUUUUUUUCGGAGUAAUUUUUCAAAUGGAAAUCUAAUUUUUUUAUUCAAAAAAAUCUGAUGAAAUUUAUAAGAAGUUCAUUCUUUUCAGAAAACUCGAAUCGGACCGGGGGGUCUAUGAAAGUUUAAAAAAAGCGCAGAUCAAAAAAAUUUACAAUCAAAAAUCGUCACCCUUUAAACUUACCAAACGUGUCAUAUGAUGAAUAAUUUGCCUACUCGAGUCCGAAAAAUGUUUUAAAGAACUUUUCAGUUUCUACAAAUUGGCUCCAAUUUUCAGUCUGAUUUUCUUAACUUUCUACUCUUUCAGAGAAAUAUUUUCCAAACCUUGGCUAUAUUCUAUCCGCGAAUAUCGAGCGUUUUUCGACUCGAAUGACCUCCGGAGUAGAUGACAAUUAAUGGAUAAUUAGCCCAUAGCCGUUAGGUUGGACGGCUGGGUGCGGUUUACAGUCACUUAACUCCAUUUUCCUAUCUUUCUUUUUUUCUUUUUUUAUUCACUUUCCGAGUUUCUCUUCUUCUUAGAGUGAAGAUAAAGCUUUUUUUACUAGUUUUUACAAGUUUUUGGUAAAAAAAUGAUAUUUCAAAAAUUGCUUAUUUUUAAACCGAAUAUCUCUGCAAAUCCAACCCCUUUCUUUAAAUUUGCUGUCGAUUCCAAAAUCCGCUUGUUUUUGUUUUGUAACAAGUGCAAAUAACAAUAAUUAGGUUUGGCAUCCAAAAAUGGGAUCUGUGCCCAAUUUCCAUUAGUGCCUCAUGAAUAGAAAAGCGAUGAUGUCAAAUAAUCCCAUCAGAAAAGGGCGUCGAAUUUGUAAACGAAAUCCUGGUCGCCGGGCAUAACAUCCAUUGCAUUUGGACGUGCCUUACGGUUUAUUAUUCGGCCGCAACAACACUCACUCAUCUGACCUACAGACGUCGCAUCGCCACACAUAGUUAUGCAAUGGUCGAGAUGCUCAUUGUGUGUCUGGUUAGGCGGUGGAAACUGGCCUUUUUUCAGGAAUUUUGUCUUUUUCCUCUGAAGGAUCGCUCAAUCAUCCAUUUUUUUGCAAUAUAUUAAGAUAUUUGUAUUUCUUCUUUCAGGAUUCAUUUUUGAAUUUUUUUUGUGAAAGCUUUUUCUAGGAUUCUAUUGAUCAGAAUGCUAGGGAUCUCAGGAAAAUUAGGGUAAAUCACACGAAUUAUUUUCGACUAGUGUUAGAAAGAUCAAACUCAAUUUAUUUUUGAACUAAAACGAUUACACGCCCUUCAGAAGCUCCCAGUUAUUAAAAAUCCAGUUAUUUACUUCCCCCUCUUUUUUUAGACUUCAACGAUUUAAAAAAAUUCAAAAAUUUAUUGAAUGAAUCUUUAACACAAACUUCUCAGAAACUGAUAAGUUGAUCAAAUUCAAGAAAAUCAACUGAAAAACCAGUGAUUUUUUAAGAAGAACCUUAGAUUAACUGUAAUUUUGCACCUUUUUUGCAACAAAUUUUUGUGAGUGCGUCCAAUUUCUAUGUUGUCUGGCUAAACUUAAAUAAAGAAGAAUUUUCUUCAAGCAAGAAAACAUUAGUCCAGCUUUUUUAGAACCAAUUUUCGUCGAUUUUCCGCGUUUUUAACUGCUGUCAGACUCGAUUUCUUGAGCUGACAAGUAGAUGACUAUUUCCAGGUGCAGUUAAUCCCACCGCGAUUUCUGUACCUGUCCAAGUAUUGACUGUAUUUGGAUGACUUCGUACGCCUCCAUAAUGAAUUUGUCGGAGGCUGACGUGUCAUGACGAGAUGCACGGUCUGACACAGUUGUUGUGGCAGCGGAAUGGCGAGGCGCCGGCCGGGCAGAUGUCCCUCCGCAUUGUUCUUCUCACCGGCCUUGGAUCGUUGCAUCGGACCCGGCACGCCGUCCUCCGGCUAGCGUCUUCUUCGAUUUCGCGCAUACCUUUCUUUUUCCCGCUUCUUUUGGCUUUGUAA
Molecule: messenger RNA, 14172 nt
Organism: Caenorhabditis auriculariae
Lineage: Eukaryota; Metazoa; Nematoda; Chromadorea; Rhabditida; Rhabditidae
Source: the annotation of a GenBank genome assembly